AUGGCUUCAGGUCAAGCCAUCGUCAAGGCCGUGCUCUCCGGCGACACGCUCGUGCUCAUGGGCACCUCUGCAACCGGUCCGCCUCCUGAGCUCGUACUUACGCUGUCAUCCUUACAGGCUCCACGACUCGCCCGCUCUUCGGACCAAGUUUCCGAACCUUUUGCUUGGGCCAGUCGGGAACACUUGCGUAAACUAUGCAUCGGGAAAACCGUGCGGUUCCAAGUCGAGUACCGCGUAGCCAGUAUCAACCGGGACUUUGGCUCGGUCUGGCUCCUCCAGUCCACUAGUACUAACAGUGCUAUUGACGGAGAGAACCUCUGUGUUGCCCAAGCACGUGCAGGGUAUGCCAAGGUCAAGCCGCUGGAUCAAUUUCGGGACGGAAUCUGUGUGGACCACGCGACGAUGCUCCACCACGAGCACGAAGCUAUGGUGACGAAACGAGGCAUGUAUGCUGAAGGCGAUUCCAACGUGACGGUCCAGUGGAGUGGAGCUGAUGGCUCGGCACUUGUUCAGCAAUUCAAGGGCCAUUUGGUCCCGGCCUUGAUUGAAAGUGUGCGGGAUGGGGCGUCGUUUCGUGUCAUCUUGAAGCCUUCGAUGCAGCUCGUGAACUUUGCUCUGGCAGGUGUGCAGUGUCCUCGUCUGAAUCCAGUGGGUGAAGUGCCACCAGCAGCAGCAGCAGCAGCUUCGGGUGCUUCACGAGCACUACUCCCAGAAGCUUCCCCGGCGCCACAUGCGCGGGAAGCCAAGCACUUUACGGAAGUGCGACUGCUGCAUCGGGACGUCGAGCUCAAGCUUGAAGGUGCAGACAAGCACGAGAACCUGCUCGGCAGUAUUUUGCACCCUUCGGGUCACAAUAUCAGUGUCGAGUUGCUGAAAAAUGGACUUGCACGGAUGGCGGACUGGAGCUCGUUGUUCACGAGUGCAGCAAAUCGAGGGGCUAUGCGCACAGCAGAGAAGAGUGCCAAGCAGCAGAAGCUGCGGGUGUGGCGGGACUAUGAAGCGCCCACGCUGCACUCUGCCAAACAACUCACUGGUACAGUUGUGGAAGUGGUUAGCGGUGACUGCCUCGUUGUCUACGUUCCGGGCGAAGCCACGCCAGCUGAGCAGGAAAAGCGGAUUUAUCUGAGCUCGUUACGUGCGCCGCGUCUCGGUAAUGAACGCCGUGGUGAGACCAAUGUACCAUACGCGGUGGAGGCCAAAGAGUUCUUGCGCCACCGUGCUAUUGCCAAGACUGUGCACAUUGAGGUGGAGUAUGAGAAACCCAGCCCGUCCGGUCAGAGUGACGUGAUGUUGUUUGCCUCCGUGUUUCUUGAGCCGUCGGCGAACGCACUGAAGAAGGAUCCACAAGCCAAGGGUGCAAAUCUCGCUGUUGACGUCGUCGCUGCUGGUCUGGCUGAGGUGGUGCGUCAUCGUCCCGAAGAGGAGAAGAGCGAAUACUACGACGACCUCGUGACGGCCGAGACGAAAGCACAGACGCAGAAGAAGAAUUUGCACUCUUUGAAAGAGCCCCCGGCCUCUACGCGUCGUGUGACGGACCUGUGUUUCGAUGCGACGAAAGCCAAGCAGUUCUUACCAUUUUUGACACGUGAGCGCUCACUUCGCGCUGUGGUGGAGCACGUAUACUCGGCCACGCGCAUGAAGCUUUUUGUUCCGAAGGAAAACUGUCUGAUAAACUUCAUGAUCGCCGGUGUCAAGUGUCCACAGCCUGCCCGUCAUGGAGCUCAAGGUGUGAUCGUCGCGCCCGCAGAGCCACUCGGCGAAGAAGCCAAGCUGUUUACGAAGCGCGGCGUCAUGCAGCGUGAAGUGAUGGUGGAAAUCGAAGACAUGGACCGUGGUGGUAACGCGUUUGGUCCGUUGUUCUUGGUCCAGAGUGGCGGCGGUAAGGCUUCGCGUGAAGACCAGCACAACUUUGGCUUGCGUCUGCUUGAAGAAGGUCUUGCCUGGGUCGAUUCUUUCAGUGUGGAACGCAUUGCAUUGGGCAACGUGCUUCAGCGUGCCGAGGAGCGUGCCAAGACGCAGAAGAAGAAUUACUGGGCUACGCACGAUGCCCAAGCCGCAGUUAAGGCUGCUCAGGAGACACGAGUGAAGACGAAGGAUGACGUGAUUCCGCGCGUGAAGCUUUCCGAGAUCAUCAACGGUACCCACUUUUACAUCCAAAAUGUGGGUGACCGCAAUUGCGCCGCUGUCGAGGAGAAGAUGAAAGCGUUUUCGAAAACGCACGGACUUGCCGGCAAAGCUUUCGAGGUUCGUCGCAAUGCCGUGUGUGCCGCCCUCUUCGAUGACGGCGGAGGGCUUGCCUGGAACCGUGCCAAGGUCGAGUACAUUCACCCAGACGGAUCUGCCCAUGUUCGCUUCCUCGACUACGGUAACAUGACGACCGUGACGGCCAACCGUCUGCGUCCGCUUGAUGCUGACGUGCUGCAGUUCCCUCCUCAAGCCAAAGAGGCUACUUUUGCCUGGAUCAAGCCACUGGCGGCCACAGACGAGUUCGGAGCUGGGGCAGCCAUGCGUCUCAGUGAAAUCGCGUGGGGAAAGACCCUUUCGUGCUGCGUUCACAGCAUGGGCGAUCACGGUCGCAUGCAGGUCUCCCUCUACCUGCCUGGAGGCAAGAGUGUCUCGAGCACUUUAGUAGAAGCCGGUUUGCUGCGCACAGACCGCAAAGCACUUCGCCAAGUCCUGCCGUUCCAGAAACCUAUCGUCGACGGUCUGCUUGACGCCCAGGAAACCGCGAAGAAGCAGCGUCUUUGCAUGUGGCAGUACGGCGAUAUCGAGUCGGAUGAUGAGCAGGACUUGUAG
Molecule: messenger RNA, 2796 nt
Organism: Peronospora matthiolae
Lineage: Eukaryota; Oomycota; Peronosporomycetes; Peronosporales; Peronosporaceae
Source: the annotation of a GenBank genome assembly